This is a messenger RNA of Puma concolor (puma), 393 nucleotides long. The record is from RefSeq and is a predicted model, not a curated record. NCBI's taxonomy places the organism in Eukaryota, Metazoa, Chordata, Mammalia, Carnivora, Felidae.
AUGAAUACGGGAACCCUUGGAAGCUAUUAUCGGCUGAGGAUUUUUGAUGAGUUGCCACUUGAAAUCAAGGAAAAUACCAAGGAUAGAAGCCAGGAGGGACCUUUCUAUUCGAUCUUGGAAACUGAGAGACUUUGUACUGCCUGGUUAGAACAAGCUUCUGGCCAUUAUGCCAUUUAUCCAGAGGCAGAAGGGACCCUCUUGCCUGUCACUAGAACACAGUUGCCAGUUUCAACAAAGAGCUAUAUUGUAUUGCCUAAAGAAACAGUGUUUCCUCUUACAAGGUACAAUCUUGGCUCCUCUGCCACGAGGGGGGGUGUUAUUGAAAAUGUGCUCCAGAGACCUUCCUAUUUAACCAGGAUGCAAAUUGCAUUGCUACAUAAUUCCCCCUGCUGA